AUGCGAUUCUUCUUUUUGUUGUUUCGUUGUCAGGCGCAACUCCGCCGGGGGAAUGAGUCCCUCGUGCAGGGACUGGUCAGCCAGGCCGAGCCGUUCCCGUGGGAGUCUAAACACGCCGCCCCCGCUGGAAACUCUACCGCUGCUGCUGCCGCCGCCGCCGCCGCUGCCAUUGCGGCCGCCGUUACGACACCCGAGGAUUCCGCCGCCGCCGCUGUUGCUGCGGGGCACGGCAGGCACCUGUCGCUCCACCUCGACGCAAACGCUCAUCGCUCCAACAGUGCAGCUGGCGCCGACCCCGAUGCUGACACAGAGGAAGACGAAAGCACGGCUCCAGACUUCAAGGGUUUCGUUGUUCCCGUUGAAACAUCCGCCCCGGAGGCGGUGGGAGUUCCGGCCGCGGACGAUUCGGCGUUCUUGACUAGGGGCCACGCCUUGAGGAGGCGUGUCUCUCUGGAGGGUGUCACGGUCCAGAACCUUGAGGGGCCGGACCUUGAGGCAGGGGAAGCAGGCGCCGGUACGGUUUCUCUGCCGUGGGCAGGAGAUGCCACCGGGGACAUUGGCUUCAUCGUAUCCGUCCCGGGAGAGGUGCGGUACAACCGUUACGCGGUAGCACGUGGGGUGGGCGGAGUAGAAGAGCUCGUGUUCGCCGUUCCCGAAGGAACUAAGAGUGCGUCGGCCUACACGGGUUCCGGUGGAGGAAUUUUCGGGGAUUGCUGCGGGGGGGGCGGAGGCGGUGGCGGGGAGUACGCGGACAGCGUCGACGAUGACGGCGGGGGGGGGGCAGGGGGCAUGCUCGGGGACUCUGACGAUGAAGAAGACUACAACUGUCUCCACGGGGGAAUUCUGUCCGGAUGCUUGCCUGAGGCGAGUCGCACGUGCUUUUGGUGCUGCUGGUUGCACGGCCGCACCGGGGGGCAACGGGCCUUGUUUUGUCUUCCGACGGAGAUGCCCAGCGACAUCCAGUCAGUGAGAGUGACGACGGAAGUUGUGACCGAAAAGGAGGGGGAGGAGCCUACCCUUGCCGUGCACGUCAUCGUGGACCGCAGCGUGCCCGUGCUGGGGUGGGUGCUCAUGGUGUCGGCGCUGUUUGGCCUCGCCGCGAUGGCUCCUUUGGGAGACCUCCUGAGCAAAAUGUCCCCCGACGCCCUUCCCGCCAUCUACCCAGUGUGGCGUUACUGUUGCUCCACGAUCAUCUACUCCCCGUGGUUCCUUCUCAUGGUGGCCGGCAGCAAUCCGUACACAUCCUGGAGAUCGUGGGCGUGCUUCUCGCCAUGGUCGGGGGCGUCGUGUCGACCGUGGGGGAGACGGGUGGAGACGACGGCGUUGACGCAGGCGAGAAAGACCAAGAAGCGCUGUCUAAAACACCAGCAUCGCAUGCGUGUGCUGGUUCUACUGCCCUGCGUUCCCCCAGAUGUGUCCGAUGCGGUGGCGGGAACGAGCGUCGUCGUUGUGGCGGGGGAUGCUGAGUCAAGCGGUGGCCAGGCCUUCGGCAUUUUGCUCGGCCUGGGGUCGGCGUGCUUCGGCGGCAUGUACAUCCUCAACGCGAAGUCGGCGAGGAACAAGGUGGAGGUGUCCCACUUCGCCUUCAUCGCUUCGAUCGUACCGGCCGCCCUGUGCACGGUGGUCCUCCUGGCGGCCUACGGUGGCAGCCCGGAGGGGAGGGUGCUGCUGUUCGGCACGUCGGGGCUGUUCGGGUGGACGCAGUCCCCUGCGCUCGUGCUGGUGCAGGUUGUGACGUCUGUCCUGGGGGAUAUGGUCGGCAACUUCGGUUUCUACCUGCUUCUCAAGUACAUUUCUCCGCUGGUGGUGUCCCUGGCAAGUCUCACGGUGCCCCUCCUAGCUGUCGUGGAGGGCCUCAUGCUAGGGGUCGUGUCGCCCCCUGGCAUCCUGUUCGGUAUCGGCGCGUCCCUGAUCCUGACCGGGGCGGGUACGGCAUCGAUGGUGACGCUGCUGCCCCACACGGAGGUGUUCGACGCGACCGAGGCGGUGAAGACGACACAAGAGGGGGUCGGGGACGCCGACAAGAGCCCGGUACCGGGCUCGAGCUUGACCAACUCCCCCGCGUUGGGGUACGGCAGCGUCAACGGCAGGGGUGGCGGAGGGGGCAAAGCUACCUCCCGCGGGGAGUCCCAUAACGGGGAGUUGCGGCCCCUGCUCUCGCUGGAGGCGGAGGACAAGAAGGCGGAGAGCGGCUCGUCGGAGCAGCCCUCGCUGCUGUUCAAGUAGCGCCGCCAGCCUGCAGGGGGCAGC
Molecule: messenger RNA, 2250 nt
Organism: Ectocarpus sp. CCAP 1310/34
Lineage: Eukaryota; Phaeophyceae; Ectocarpales; Ectocarpaceae
Source: the annotation of a GenBank genome assembly